GGGGGGACCGGCUAGUUACGCAGCGGCCGUGGGUCUCCACCCGAGAGUAUGGCGGCUGGGAUCGCACUGGAGAGCUGGGGAGAGACGGAGACAUGCCAGCGAUGGUGAACAAGAAACAAAGAGACGCAAGUUCUUUGACGAAGUGUCGAAGUAGUUUCGGCCUGUGCCGUUUUUCUUCGGCGGCCUCCUGCUUCUGAAAUUUGCGCCCGCAGUUCAUUCUAGGGGCAAGCCCAGCGUUUUUCCAGUGUCCUCGAUGGAGCAAGUUUGUUUUUUUUUCUGAUGCAUAGAGGGGGGCGAGCUAAGCAGAUGAAAACCCGCACCAGUCCACAUCAUCGGCCGAUAUUUUCUUCCUCCCUGUGCACAUUUUGGACAUUUGCAGUCCUCGGACGCCCGUGUAGCCGUCGGUGUGUGGCCUGCGUGGGGGAAUUUCUACAAUGAAAUCCGUCUCGGGGCACCGAGUCUUUGUGCUCUGCCAUAGCUGAGCAGCGGCGAGCAAGACUGUAUUAUUGACAACCCGUUCAAAAUGGGACACGGGUGGUGAAUGUGAUUGGUGCGGGAACGUUUUGAGUUCAUUUCAAUGACGCGCGGAGAUUGAUACCUUACGACUUGAUUUAAUCCACGAUGCGCGAGUAUAAAGUGGUGGUCCUGGGCAGCGGCGGGGUCGGGAAAUCCGCCCUCACCGUGCAGUUUGUCACCGGGACGUUCAUUGAGAAGUACGACCCAACCAUAGAGGAUUUUUACCGCAAGGAGAUCGAGGUGGACUCCUCGCCCUCGGUGCUGGAGAUCCUUGACACCGCCGGUACCGAGCAGUUCGCCUCCAUGCGGGACCUUUACAUCAAAAACGGUCAAGGAUUCAUACUGGUCUACAGCCUUGUCAACCAGCAAAGCUUCCAGGACAUAAAGCCGAUGAGGGAUCAGAUCAUAAGAGUGAAAAGGUACGAAAAGGUUCCUGUGAUCCUUGUGGGGAACAAGGUGGACCUGGAGAGCGAGAGGGAGGUAUCGUCCAGCGAAGGCCAGGCCCUGGCCGAGGAGUGGGGCUGCCCAUUCAUGGAGACAUCGGCCAAGAGCAAAACCAUGGUAGACGAACUGUUCGCUGAGAUCGUUCGGCAGAUGGACUACGCCGCCCAGCCAGACAAGGAUGACCCCUGCUGCUCUUCUUGCAAUAUACAAUAGCCCCGGGGGCCUCCAGGAACAGGCCAGGCCAAAAGUCUACUUAGAGGAAGCUACUACGACUUGCAGCAGAAACAUACACACUUGGACACACACAUGCACAUGCCAAUUAAACAGAAGAUAAAUUCAUGGUUGAACGCAAUGGCUGUUAAUUCUAUGGAGCAUACAAUCUGCAGUGACAUGAUUAUUAAUAACGACGUGUGAGUAAUGAAUACAUUUUGAAUGAGGAAUGCCAAGAAUUUGCCACAAGAGAAAUUGACAAAUGACAAAAAGGAACAUCCCCUCGCGUUAUGUUACUCUCUUUUGUUGUUUGUUUUAUCCUCUCAUCAGCAAAGAAUCACAGGUCUGGAUCUCUACUCUUUAGGUUUAUCUGAUAUAAAUGAGUGAAAAAUUA
Xiphias gladius (swordfish) is the source of this 1564-nucleotide messenger RNA. RefSeq names its product ras-related protein Rap-2a. Gene Ontology annotation, biological process: Rap protein signal transduction; negative regulation of cell migration. Gene Ontology annotation, molecular function: GTP binding; GDP binding; GTPase activity. The transcript has 2 exons. Lineage: Eukaryota; Metazoa; Chordata; Actinopteri; Istiophoriformes; Xiphiidae. The record is from RefSeq and is a predicted model, not a curated record. Bases 622 to 1173 code for a protein of 183 amino acids. Gene Ontology annotation, cellular component: plasma membrane.